UCCUCGGCCGCCAUGAGCCACCCGUCGGGCCUCCGGGCCAGCGUUUCUUCCACCUCGUACCGCCGCACCUUCGGGCCGCCGCCCUCUCUGUCCCCCGGGGCCUUCUCGUACUCGUCCGGCUCCCGCUUCUCCGGCGGCCGCCUGCUGGGCUCGGCGUCGCCCGGCUCCUCCGUGCGCCUGGGCAGCUUCCGCGGGCCCCGGGCGGGCGCGGGGUCUCUCCUGCGCCUGCCCUCGGAGCGCCUGGACUUCUCCAUGGCCGAGGCUCUCAACCAGGAGUUCCUGGCCACGCGCAGCAACGAGAAGCAGGAGCUGCAGGAGCUCAACGACCGCUUCGCCAACUUCAUCGAGAAGGUGCGCUUCCUGGAGCAGCAGAACGCGGCCCUGCGCGGGGAGCUGAGCCAGGCCCGGGGCCAGGAGCCGGCGCGCGCCGACCAGCUGUGCCAGCAGGAGCUGCGCGAGCUGCGGAGGGAGCUGGAGCUGCUGGGCCGCGAGCGCGACCGGGUGCAGGUGGAGCGCGACGGGCUGGCGGAGGACCUGGCGGCGCUCAAGCAGAGGCUGGAGGAGGAGACGCGCAAGCGGGAGGAGGCAGAGCACAACCUCGUGUUCUUCCGCAAGGACGUGGACGACGCCACCCUGUCCCGCCUGGAGCUCGAGCGCAAGAUCGAGUCUCUGAUGGAUGAGAUUGAGUUCCUCAAGAAACUUCACGAGGAGGAGCUGAGAGACCUGCAGGUGAGCGUGGAGAGCCAGCAGAUGCAGCAGGUCGAGAUGGAGGCGACCGUGAAGCCCGAGCUGACGGCGGCGCUGAGGGACAUCCGCGCGCAGUACGAGAGCAUCGCGGUGAAGAACCUCCAGGAGGCAGAGGAGUGGUACAAGUCCAAGUACGCGGACCUGUCGGACGCCGCCAACCGGAACCACGAGGCCCUGCGCCAGGCCAAGCAGGAGAUGAACGAGUCCCGACGCCAGAUCCAGAGCCUGACGUGCGAGGUGGACGGGCUUCGCGGCACGAACGAAGCUCUGCUCAGGCAGCUGCGGGAGCUGGAGGAGCAGUUUGCCCUGGAGGCCGGCGGGUACCAGGCGGGCGCCGCGAGGCUGGAAGAGGAGCUCCGUCAGCUGAAGGAGGAGAUGGCCAGGCACCUCCGCGAGUACCAGGAGCUCCUCAACGUCAAGAUGGCCCUGGACAUAGAGAUCGCCACCUACCGGAAGCUGCUGGAAGGCGAGGAGAGCCGGAUCUCCGUGCCAGUCCAUUCCUUUUCAUCUUUGAGUAUAAAGAGGACUGUGCCUGAGAUGGAGCCUCCCCAUGACAGCAACAGCAGGAAGAUGGUUCUGAUCAGGACCAUCGAGACCCGGGAUGGGGAGCAAGUGGUCACUGAGUCCCAGAAGGAGCAGCACAGUGAACUGGACAAGUCUUCUACUCACAGCUACUGAACCCUUUGGUCCAGAGCUCCCAGAUCCUGCCCUAGACCUUCUCUAAGCCCAAACCCUAAUGCCAGGCCUUAGUUAGUCUCCUCUCCUUCUGCAUGUGUCUAGGGGAUGGCAACAGUCACCCAUACUGUGGCUAGUGGCCAAGCCCUACCCAGUCAGCUGUAGCUGGCCCCUCCCUCCCCUAAAUAUAAACAUGACCCAUUUGUGCCCCUUUUCUUGUCCUGGUAAGAGGCUGGUGGUCCCCAGGGCAAGUACUCCUGCUGCGGACUACUUGGGGUGGGCUAGUGUCUGAGCUUCACUUUUGAAUGAAAUAAAACCACUGU
Molecule: messenger RNA, 1745 nt
Organism: Talpa occidentalis (Iberian mole)
Lineage: Eukaryota; Metazoa; Chordata; Mammalia; Eulipotyphla; Talpidae
Gene: PRPH
Product: peripherin
Exons: 9
Coding region: 13-1425 (470 amino acids)
Cellular component (GO): axon; type III intermediate filament; plasma membrane
Molecular function (GO): structural molecule activity
Source: RefSeq, a predicted model, not a curated record